UCUAGAAACAAAGUUUUUUGUUAUUGUCCCCAUUUUUUUGAUCUCCGCGAACUAUGUGGCUUUGGUUUGAAAACAACGACUAGAAUAAGCACAGUUUAUUGGAUUGGAUGGAAGUGAAGCAUUUUAUGGUGGAACAUAGGAAGGAGUUACUUGGAUUCAAAGCAGUAUUUUUGACUGGUAGACUUUUGGAUCGAAUGUCGUUUUGAUGGUUGAAAGAACUUAAAAGAUUGGGAACUAAGGGAAAAUAUCACAGCACUUCGCUUUGUAUCGACGGUGUUCAAGUCGUCAUUUUCUAAGGAAGAUGAUCCUCAUCACUCUACUACUGAUUACAAUAACCACAACAGAGUUCGCCGUUGGCAUGGAAGGUACAGUACCGGUAGAGACCUGCAAGUUCCUAUCUUACAACUUCAGACAUGUGUUUAAUGAUCCAACGCAUGAUAUUACCGUCAACAAAAUCAGCCCAAACAAGGAAACGCUGGAUAGUUUGAAAACGUUCAUCGUCACAGCCAAGAAACGAUGUUCAAUUUCUGUCAAAAAUAUCACGUAUGAUGAGAAGAGGUUUGAGCAAUUCACGGAAAUCACGGAAAGGACGCAACUCCUGGUUUCGGCAGAUAAAAACAUCACAAAAGCUACAGACAGAUUAACGGAGCUGAAACUGUGUUUGGAUGCGUUGAUCAACGGAAUUAGCGCAAAUUCACUGAAGCUCAAUGUGUCGGGAGAUUUAAAGGCGGGAAUUAAUGGAGGUAGAGCGAGAAAUGCGGUAGAGAAGUCUUGCUGUCAUGUCUUAUACCAAUAUCCUGUGAUCAUAAACAAAUGCUGCAGACCUGGCUUUGUCGAGAAGGAUGAUUACUGUGCUUGCCCGAAAGGACAUUUUCUGAAUAAAAGUCGAUGUGACGCCUGUCCAGAAAAUACGUAUCAACCGAAAACUAUGAGCAUCGGAUGUUUAUCGUGUCCAGAUGGGACAUUAACUUAUGGAAGAAGAGGAGCUGAAAGCCUUUCCUCUUGUUUGCAAGCGUGUUCGCCUGGGAAGCGAUACAAUUCUACGUCAGAAAGAUGUGAAGCUUGUGAAAAGAACACUUACCAACCACUGGUGGGGCAAACAUUUUGUACCGCUUGUCCAAACAACACAGUCACGGAGAAAACUGGAAACACAAAGAAGGAGGAUUGUGUGGAAUAUUGCUCAGAGGGUACGUUUUACAGCUUGGAGAGUAGAAACUGCGAACUUUGUCCAAAGAACACCUUUCAACCAGGAAAAGGACAGUUCAAAUGUAUAUCAUGCGAAUCAGAUAGGAUUACCACAUCCAAUGGAUCGAAGAUUGAGGCAAACUGCAUAAAAAAUUGUUCCCGUGGGUUAUUCUUCAAUCAAACCACACAGGAAUGUGAAGGGUGUCCUCUUCACACUUUUCAACAAACUUUUGCCAGCACAAAGUGUAACGAUUGUCCCAAUGGAAGAAUUACAGUCAACACUUCCAGUAAAACGCAAGAUGAUUGCAUUCAAAAUUGUCCAGCUGGAACAGCGUACAACUUUACAAGCAAAAACUGCGUGAACUGUCCGUUGAAUACGUUCCAGCCACACGCUGGUCAAACAGCAUGUCUUUCUUGCCCAUCGGGGAAGAUUACCGUUAAUACUUCAACUGUCAAGAAAGAAGAUUGUAUAAAAGAAUGUGAACCUGGAUUGAUAUUCAGCCAUGAACAGGGAAUGUGUACCUUUUGUACAUACGACACUUACAAGCCAACCAGAGGACAAACGGAAUGCAUCAAAUGUCCAAACGGAACAGUCACGUACAAAGACGGGCCUAACAUUAACAUAACAGAUUGUGGAGAAGAGUGCAAGCCUGGCAAUCGCUUCAACAGGGCCUUGUGGAGAUGCGAAAAAUGCCCACGAAACACGACGCAGCCAAACAAGGGACUAGAAAUCUGUAUCACAUGCCCAGCUGACCGUCCAAUCACAGAGCAUGAAGGAACUGUUGAAGAGCGUGACUGCAUUGGGGUGUGUCAACCCGGUUCAUUUUACGACAAGACUCAGCAAAACUGCAAAUCGUGCGAAAAGAAAUCAUACCAGCCAAAUUCCGGGGCUUCUCGCUGCGAAAAAUGUCCUCAAAACCACACAACGUUUGAAACGGAAUCAACAGCCCUAGAGCAGUGUGUCAAAGAAUGUUCGCCCGGAUCUCAUCAUGUCAAUAAGACGGAGAAGUGUAUUUUAUGCGAGAAGGAUAGUUAUCAAAGCCAAUCGGGGCAAGAAAGCUGCAUAAAAUGUGAAAAUGGUGAAAUGGCAUUUCACGAAGGAAGCACCGAUAAAGCGGAGUGUUUUGCAGUUUGCACAGCUGGUCACUACCACAACAACGUCACAAAAAUUUGUGAUCCGUGCCCGCGGAACACCUACCAACCGUUGCAGCGGCAGUUCAAUUGUACGGCCUGUCCUCAGGGGACAGUGACGCAAUUCAGAGGGACUACUUCAUUUGAGAAAUGUCUGUGGGAAUGUGACAAAGGAUUUUACCACGACAGCAAGACAAACACAUGCAAGGAAUGCCCUAUUGGGACGUAUAAAGACAUAACAGGACGUACAGCCUGUGUGGAGUGCGGUUCUGGAUACACGACAAUUACGAAUGCGACCGUCAGUUUCCUGCACUGCAUCGAAAACUGUGGCAAAGGACAAUACUACAACACCACCCGCGGAAAAUGCCUGCCCUGCCCGCAAGACAGCUAUCAAGAUCAAGAGGGCGAAUUAUCUUGCAAACUUUGUCCGAAUGGUCGUAUAACAAAUGAAACAGGCGCUAGAAGUAUCAACGAAUGCUUUAUUUUAGAAGAAAUCGAGCAGUCUUCAGAAACCUCCAGCGGCGAAGACCUGAGAAUAGUUGUGGGUAUUCCUGUCGUAUUGACGGUUGUCGUAAUUACGGCUUGCUUGUUGGCACUCUUCAGCUAUCGAAAAUGGCGAAUAAAAGAAAACAUCAGGAGAAUGUCCGGAAGGCCUUUGGAUCCUCGCGGAAGAAAUUUCACUGACUCCGACCCUGAGACUGGCGAAAGACCCAAACUAGAUUCUAUUGCCUCAAACCAUCAUUACAGAAUGAACGGUACUGGCCUCAAACCAGAUACAGUCAGACCGAGCAUAAGAAUCGCCAACAUUCCGCCAGAGCUGGAAAUUCCGAGAGAGAACCUGAAAUUCCUGGGUCAAGUGUUGGGAAAGGGAAACUUUGGCAAAGUCGAGAAAGCGAUUCUAUUGAAAGACGGGACGGAAAAUGUGGUGGCCGUGAAAAUGAUUAAAGGUGGAGGAACAUUUUCGGAUGAGAAGGAACUGUUCGAUGAGUUGGAGAUGUUGGCCAGUAUUUCUCCAAAUCCUCACCCGAAUAUCGUCAACCUUGUUGGUGGAAGCACGGACAGUAAUGGUCCAUUAUUCGUGGUCGUAGAAUAUUGCGGUGAAGGUAAUCUCUUGAAAUAUCUCCAGAAACAUCAAGUUCAAACGAGACAAGAAUAUGUAAACAUCAUUCCCAAAGCGGGGAAAGCUGGCCUACGGUACGAGUGGAAACUGCAAAAGGCGUUGGAAGUUUGCCACGGUAUGGCUCACUUGGCAAAAUUCAAGAUCAUUCAUAGAGAUGUCGCGGCAAGGAAUGUUUUACUAGAUGAUCAUUUGGUGGCUAAAAUUUCCGACUUUGGCAUGGCCAGAGAUAUUUAUGUCAAACAAAUUUACCGUAAGGAUACAGAGGGAUUUCUGCCUGUACGCUGGAUGGCUAUAGAAUCUUUGGAAUCAUUCAUUUAUACCACUCAGAGCGACGUUUGGUCAUUUGGUAUUCUUUUGUGGGAGAUUAUUUCGGAUGGUCGUGUUCCGUACAACAACAUUCUGGAUCACACGCAGCUCUUGAACUUUAUCAAAUCAGGAAGGAUCAUGAAAAGGCCGAAAAAUUGUCCGAAAGAUUUAUAUCAUAUUAUGGUGAAAUGUUGGUCCACAAAUCCAGAAGACAGACCAUCAUUCAAAUCUCUUGAAGAUGCGUUGGAAGUUCUUUAUGAAGACGAAGUCAACAAGGAUGAAGCGCUACCACAAAGAAUCUUUCGCAAAUUCAGCAGCCGACGAAAAAGGCGGAAAAAUGACGGUGACAACGACAAUUCCUCAGGCGGAAAAUCGCGCGCGAAAAAAACGCUCAGCAAUUCGUCGGGAAAGAAAAUCCCUAAAAUCGAAGAAGAGGAAGAUCCGGAUUUAAAAACAAACAAAAGAGCCGACAAAAAUUCGAUAAAAAUGGGUGUUUUAGAAGCAGAAAAACCCAAAGAAACAGUGAGCAAUAAAUUUGAAAACCAAGGCUAUCGUAAAUCAAGAAGCUCGACUUCAGAGGGUCCUAGUAGCCCAAACAAAAACAAUACGACAUUAAAUGCAAACACUUCCGAAUUGGGUAGAAUUUCGGAAGCGCCUGCGAGUAGGCAAAUGGAGGGAACAGGAAGCUUUUCUCCGGAAGACAAACCUGAUGUCAGAGAGAGAACUUUAUUUGAUAAUGUGGAAGCAUCAGCUCUCUCGUCACGGCAAGAUAUUGGAGGAAAUGAACACAUUACACAAACAGCUGAUGGAUCAGACCGAUUUGAAACAGGGUAUAUAUAGUUCAACAAUAGCCGAAGAACACUCAGGAGACGGAACGACCAAGGAUGUUCUCCACGGAUUGUUAAUAUGUUUUAUACAUUUUCAUAAUUUAUAUCUGUACAGAACUGACAGUUAGCGCAAGCAUCCUGCGUAUAUAUUACAUCCAUAAAAGCUGCGGCACAAACCAGAAGUUAUAAAUACAAUCAGCAUAGUACGGGAAAUUCGACAAAGUGUUACCAACUAUAUUUAACACACACACAAUGUAUCAAAAUUAAUUGUGCUCCAUGAAAAAUUAGUUAUUAACAUGACAGGAAUUAUAC
Molecule: messenger RNA, 4881 nt
Organism: Dendronephthya gigantea
Lineage: Eukaryota; Metazoa; Cnidaria; Anthozoa; Malacalcyonacea; Nephtheidae
Product: receptor tyrosine-protein kinase let-23-like
Exons: 25
Coding region: 302-4582 (1426 amino acids)
Biological process (GO): multicellular organism development; protein phosphorylation; cell surface receptor protein tyrosine kinase signaling pathway
Cellular component (GO): signaling receptor complex
Molecular function (GO): ATP binding; transmembrane receptor protein tyrosine kinase activity
Source: RefSeq, a predicted model, not a curated record